AUGAACAAGUUGUAUUGUAACCAGUCUAAGCAAUUUUUGCCCAUAUUCACUGAACUUGAAGAUCUUCGUUCGACUUGUAUCGCCAACUGCGUCUUUAACAUUUUUCUUACUUACACCGCCUUCAUGUUAAACAUUGUGACAAUCUACGCCAUAUACAAAACUUCAACAAUGCUAAACACUUUGAAAACUCUGCUCCUAAGUCUCGCCUGCUCAGAUGCUGCUGUUGGUUUGUUUAGUCAACCAUUAUACACUUUCUUUCUGAUCAACUGGCUUCGACUAGACAAUCCUAGCUGUAACGCUAAACAAGUGCGGACGAUUUUAAAUAGUUUAUUUUCAGGUGCUUCGUUCCUUGGUGUUGUGGCUGUAAGUGUAGACAGGUUCUUAGCUGUUCAUCUUCAUCUCAGAUACCAGGAGCUUGUGACUCACAGGCGUGUUGUUAUUGUUGUAAUUGGCAUAUGGGUGUAUAGUGCAUUUCUUUCUUUAAUAAUAUUGUGGGAGCUUCUUAGUACUCGGGAUCUUAUACGCACAAUAAGUGCUGCUUUCGGUUUUAUUAUCACACUCGUGGUGUACAUCAGGAUAUAUCAAACAGUACGACAGCACAAGAAUCAGAUUCAGUCCAUGCAAAUACGAAACGAAGCUCAGUCUGAGGAGAUAAAAAACUUUAAUAUCCUCAUUAGAUCCACAGCUGGCAUAUUCUACGUAUAUCUCUUGUUUUUAAUUUGUUAUUUGCCCUACUUCAUUUGCAAGGCUGUUAUUCAAAUCUAUGGUUCGAGUAUCGUUUUAAAGAAACUUUAUCUUUACUCACUGACUCUCGUGUUCCUAAAUUCAUCUUUGAACCCUGUAAUUUACUGCUGGAAGAUGAAACACAUUCGACACACUAUCAUAGACAUACUGGGAAAGAUGUCUUGGAUCAGCAAUCGGCCAUUUCGGAUCAACUACAAUCGGUCAUCGAAUGUCGUUCAUAUUGAUAACUGAUCCACUCUGUGUGGCUUAAAAAGACUAUGCACGGUAAUUGUUUAUGACAAAGUGAAAUGGGGACAAGCAAGAUUGUACAUAAACUAAGUUAUAAGACCCGGUAGCCAAAUAAUUGCGUAGUUCCAAUUUUAAGUACACAAUAAAUCGAAUAAUAGGGCAGGAACUAAUUUUGGCAAGAAAGCUGGUUUUGUCAUCGAUAGAUGGUGAUAUUGUAAUUAUGGUUGCAAAGGAGCUAGUAUUUACGAGAGAAGAAAAAAAUCGAUGUUAAUCAUUAGUUAAUGAGGGGAUUUAAGACGAAAAUGGAUUGAUCGAUAUACUUGAAAGUUAAACAAACAACGAAAAACAUCGAGUUUGCCUUAACACUUUUGAGGUAAAAUCUUAGUCGAAGCAGAAUGCUGCAUAUGAAAACGAAAACGGAGGUGGCUAUAGAGUUAUAGAUUAGCCCGCAGAUGUUUGCAGGUGGUUCUUGAUAAUACCGUGAGUUUUGCCGGAAAACUUAAAAUUAAGUAUGUUUUUUUUUUCUUGUUAUCUCCUUUCGCUUAAAUGCAAAUAACAGAUAGGUUUUGCAACCAACUUGACAAUUCUUUACAAUUUCAAAACAAAUUAAUGGGUCAAUAAAAGUGAAAUGUAGUGAAAACGAUACUCUCGUAAUAAAAGCGUUCAAAAGUUUAUUUGUUCAGAUAAUCGACGGCUUCAAUUUUGGGCAAAUCUAUGAUGAUUGCAUGGCAAUUUGAAAAUGUCUUUCAACAUCUCGGAGAAUAUUUGUAACAGCCUUGUUUUCGCCUGGCUUUAAGGAAAAACGGAAGGGUCACAUUAAGAGUUUUGAUAAUUGCAUCAUACUAUCAAUACCGUGUCCCUAAAUUGAUCAUCUUAGUCAUUCUCAUUACCUGCUUGCUUUAAACUUUCUUUAAAUUACACAUUAAUGGGGGAGUUAAGGAGUUGACUGUUAAUUGAUAUGAGCACCGUCUACUACUCCAACAUGCUAUUUUUAGCCACUUAAAUUACGUGCACUUAAAUCUUCCUGCAAAUUACCAUAAACCAAGAAAGUACUAUCUCGAUCAGCAUGGACACGCGAUAAGAGAACUGUCGUAGUAAAAUUCAGUCAUUUAAGAUAAAAGUUCUACGCUACCCGUGAGGGAGCUGUUCGCGGUAAGUGUCCCUACUGUCGCCAGCAGCUUUCUCCCUACCAUCACACGGAUGCUAUUAUUCCCUCAGGCCCAUAUCCGUUUUGUUUUUAUCAAGUUCAAUUUCCACCCCCGCCACCUCCACCGCCAGAUCAGUUUUGGUGGUUGGAAUUACAAGGUCUUACCGUGGACGGGUAUGGGGCAGAGGAAGAUGAUCUCUUUCCAGAUUAUGUUCUACCUCCACCGCCCGCUGGGUGGCAAGCUUUUCGCCUCGGCCAUCGUUAGCCUUUUUUAUUUCAGCCGUAUUUACAUUCAUUUAGCUAAGUAUAUUCUACAGGUAUUCCAAACAAAAAAACAAAAAGGAAAAAAGGCUUAUUGACUCCCCAUAUUUAGUCACAGCGGCAUUUUGGUGUUUUAUGUUAGCAACCUUAAGAAUAUAUCCACUUACGAAUAUAUCCACUUAUCUAACCGCAUAUUCAUAAAUCUUUUGGCAGCUGGGGACAGCUCCGUCUAAGUAGGGAGAAUUUGUUAAAUAAUAAAAUUACAAUUAUAGUUAAUCUACAAUAUCGUAAGGGUUUCCUUGUGUUGGUGUCGGAAAAAGGAAUGGAAAUAUUAUAUUAUUUUAAGUCACUUAAUGCAAAUUAUAAAAAGGGCAGGUUGAUUACUUCUUACUCCUUCUUGGUGGUCUUAUCUUAAAGGUUGAGUUUGGUCACGUUCUUCUUGUGAGUUUGAUCACGUUCUUCUUGUGAGUUUGGUCACGUUCUCCUAGUGAGUUUAAUCACGUUUUGCUCGUUGUGAUCGUGAGGUUGACAUGGAACUCGUGAUGAGCCAUGUUCCUAAUUAAGUUAAUUUGUUAGUCCAGGAUGAGUAAAUCUCCCUGGUAAUAGAUCGCGUUCGACACCUUCUUGUCCCCAGAGGUAAUUUAAGGUGUAAACAGGUGAUACCCCUCAUGUUUCGCAACCAAAAGCAAUUUGGGGGCGGUACUUGUGAGCGCCUUUCUUCUUUAACUCUUGUGACCAAGAUGUUGUUAUGUAAAAAUCUUUAAAGGUGGUUUUCUCUUAAGAUACCUUUUCAGUUAUAAAUAAUACUCUGAACCAAGGUUAUUUGUAAUUUUUAUAUUAUCGAUCUCGUUUCUGUUCUGGCCGAUCUCAACCGUAAAGAUAUGAAAAUUAAGGUAUAAAUUGAUUUUGUAACUGCGUAAACAACUCGAAGGUGCAUACUCAGUAUGUGGGAACUGCAAUACGUAGUCAAGCGUGAUUCGCUAGUUGAGAUGUUACGAUGACGACACAAGAAGAUUGACGGCUUAGAAAUGUCAUCCGCAGUGUCACCUUCAGCGGAGACUCUAGUUUUCCCUGUUGGAUAGAAGCUAGUCCCCGUUGUAUCAAUUUGUGAAGAAAGAGAAUAAAGAAGAAUUAACCUAUCAAACGACGAGUGUUAGAAAAUUUACUUCUAACACUAUGGGGAACUAAGGCGAGGUUAGUGUGGUAUUCGCCUUUGAAGUGCAAAUAUGUAGCAUGUAAACCUCAGGGAACCAUGUUUAGAAUAUUCAAGCGUAAAUUUUAGAAUAAAACAGGCUGCACAUGCGUGUCGAAAGAACAUGACCAGUCUAAUCCACAUGGGCAAUCGGAAGAGUGGUUAACAUCAUAAUUAGCGAAUGAGAACCCGAAACAAGAAUAGGCGGACUGUCAAAAGCAUGGAAUAGCCUGAGUGAUGCUUUUUGCGCCAUUCACUCAAACGCUCCAAACGUCAGUUUCAGAAACUCUCUUCAGAGUCCAAUUUACAUCAUCAACUCAGAUAAAAUCAAAUUGUCUCGUAAAACUCCCACCGAAGUAGCAUCACAGUUUCUUCGAAAACACACCCCCUUUGUUCAUUUGCGGCCCAAGAUAAUCUCGUUCCCAAUUUUUUUACUGUAACGGAAAUGUAAGUUACAACCGCUUGGUCGUGAAAGGGGUGGACACGAGACUACCUACGAGCAGUCCUCUGCUCGUAGGAAGACUUGAGGCGAGUCGGGGAGAGGUAUGCCGGGGGUCUGGCACUACUUGCAGAACUCUAGCUGACUACCCUUUACAGAACUAUAGAGAAUUGGCUGCCAUUGAACUGCCAAUGAGGCAGGAUCAUAGGACUAUUACGGAGGCUUAUGGGGGAAUCAGGUAAAUAAUAAUUUCAUCGUGACAACCAAAAUCAUCCAACCCUAAGCAAUUAACCCCCCCCCCCCCUUCGAUAAACAAUUAUCGGUCCGUAACUUAGCCUCAUAUUUUAAGUUACGCGUGUUAAGCGACUGCAGAUAAUCAAGGAAAACCGAUAAUACGGACUUUAAGAUUGAGGACGGGGGCUUCUAUUGAGAACGUCAUAACGGAGGAGAGCCUGGCUAGAGUAAGGCGUCGUUUAGGCGGGAAAUUUGGCGUUAAGAUCCACUCGAUCCAAUACGUUUAGAAUUUGGAGGACGUCUAACCAUCAUGGCUAAUUUUAGGGAAAUGCGUGAUCUUUUCACACUUUAUCAUUCAUCAGAGGUCAUGAUGAAGAGUUCAUUUUACUGUAUGAUGCACUCUCUUCAAAGUACUUACAUCUUCCGCAUGAAGACUAUCAGCGAUUUUCCUUCGACCAUAUGGAACCUGACCAGUGUAAAGCACAAUUCAGAUUCUGUAAAAACGACAUCUUUUUGCUUGUCGAUGUUCUGCAAAUACCAGCAGAUUUGGUUAAUUCUCAAGGAACUAUUUUUGGUGGACUGGAAAGCUUAAUUUGUAUUUUACUCAGAGAAUUGGUAUAUCUAUGUCAAUACAGUAGUUUAUUACAAAGAUUUGAUCGACCAGUGCCCGAGUUGUCUAUGAUAAGUAGCACUGUUGUGAAUUAUAUUUAUGAGAACCACACGAACCUUUUAGCUUGGACUUUCAUUGAAUGUUUCUCUUUCUUUCUUCUUAAAGCAUUAAAAUUCAUUAAAAACAAGCUGUGGCUAAGAAUAUUGAUGCAGAGCUGAAAUAGACUGACCAGUAAUGCCACUAUUAAUUGACAUUUUUUCCACAGAGGGGAGGAAGCAUAACGCCGGCAUGCUUGCAGACUCAGGACUGCUCAGAGAUCUUAGCCAAUAUGCUUUUUCUAUUAGAGCGGACCCUCUCUGUUUGCAUGGAGAUUCUGCCUACCCUUUAAUGGUUCACCUACACUGGUAAUACUAGUAGCCAGUUUUUUGACCCCAUUCCUUCUUCUCCGCAAGAAUAUUUUCAGUUGGGUCAAUUCUUAAGUUCUUGGUCUGGCCAUGCAAAAAGGUAUAGUAAAGGUGUAGCAAGUUUAAAGGAAAUAAAACAACACUAUGUAUUGAAACAAGAGUAAAGUUUGAAGGUGUUUGUUUAUUAUUUAGGGUAAAAACAACAAACCUCUGCAAAUCUAGUGAGUAAUUUAUGAUAAGUAGCACUGAUAAUGGCGAAGAAAAUUAGAGUGCAUUCUACAUUGGUUUAGAACAAUACCAACUAAAUAGUUCAAACCAAUAUUAAUCAACUAGUGGGGACUAAAGAUGCUGUACUAAUUUUGAACUAUUUAAAUUCAUUCCAGUUUCAUGCAGUCAUACUGAAUUUACUCUAGUAUUGUGACAUAAAUUGGUCUAUUUUUGUUUGGCACUGUCAACUCAUUGAGACUGGGUGCAUGAUUCAUAGUUUAUUUAACAAACAACAUCUGCUAAAAGAAUACAACAAUUUUAUGUCAGAAAAAAUCGGUAGCCAUUGUUGUAAAAAGCGUGAACUCAUGAACUAUUAGAAUCUGAACAUAUUUUCAUAAACUCAUCCACUGGACUAGUCAGUUUUGGUACAUACAGUCAACUAAGUUUAUUCACAUAAAAAACAAUAAACAACCACCGGGUGGAUGCUAAUAAUUAAAAAAUAAACAACGGCCAGUUCUCAUCUUACUUGUUUUUCAUUUGUUGCACUACUGACUCCAUAAGUUUCAUGGUGUUUUCUUGCAUAUUUUAAUUAACAACAUGAAAUCUUGGUGUUGACGUUCGCAUAGGUUUUGCUUUUUCGCAUCAAUUUCUAGCUGUUUGUUGUUUUAACUCGAGACCUUGCUCAUUUUUGCCCUGUAGGUAUCGAUUGCUUCAGAACAUUUUGAUCUUUUUUUUUUCUCCCCACUUUCUUCUGAAUCCGUUCGGCUCCGUUUUAGAGUUUCUCCUAGGCUUUCCAUUACUUUUUGCCGCAUAACAGCGGCAGUAGCCUUUCCUUUCUCAACUUUUCUUUCAGGCUCUUCAUCUUUAUCCUUAUAUUCUGAUUGAGAAUACUGCUCUUUCUCGAUGAUUUCCUCAUGAAGCACAUCAAUCUCCGUCUCCUUUACAUCUAUGCUACAAGCUUUAUCCUGCUCUUUCUUUUUAGCAAUAUGUUUCUCUUUUAAGAGACAAAAUUUAUCUUUCACCGCUCUUUGGGUAACUGUGAAGGUUGGAUUCGUUACAUCAUUUAAAUGAGCAACUACAGUAUUCUACAGAUUAAUGCGCUGUUGAGUUCGAGGUCUGUAUUUGAAGGGUUCCGUGGCUAAAAUCUCUCGUAGAAGGAGGGUAUGAUGCUCAUCGGUCUAUUGCAUUCUACAGAGAAGAAUUACAAAUCAAGGAUCCAUUCUAUUUGCAGCCGAAUUUAAAACACAAGUUCUGAUUUUACAGAUAAACUUACAAGGAUUUGGCUGAACACUGUUUUUAACUUCAAGUACCUGUUGAAAAAAAUUCUUCGUUUGAAAUUUUUUCCACAUGUAAUCGCCUCACUAGAAGCCACGGCCGAGAAAAAGCGUAAAGUGGAAGAUGCUGGCAAGAAAAUGAACGAAAUUAAAAAAUUUACCUUGUUUAUUAGGAUUUGAAUCUGUCGUUUGCUAAUGAACCUCGAGUAGCCUGUUUUCAUGUCGUUCACAGAUCGAGCACGCAAUCGCGUUCCCAAGGAAAAAUUAACUUCUGGUAGCCGUCGUUCACUCAAGCCAUCCUCAAUCUUAAGGUGCUUAAUUAAUUCAUUUUCUUUCAACUUCCCAUCUCAACAUCGGCUGUAACCAUCUGCCGAGAUCUGAGGACUCUCUACUUGAACGUUAAAUGACGGAGGGUACUAUCGAUAUCGUUGUUAUCCUCAGUAAGUCUAGAGAGAAAUUGGCCUGCUAAAAUAUCGCAACCCAUACAGUAUUUUCUAAAAUAGCGGCUCCAACCUUUUAUAAGUAAGCGAAAAUCAUGAGCAAAUUGCAUUGUAACCAGCUUUCGCAAUUUUUGCCCAUAUUCACCGAACUUGAAGAUCUUCGUUCGACUUGUAUCGCCAACUGUGUCUUUAACGUUUUUCUUACUAAUACCGCCUUCAUGUUGAAUAUUGUGGCAUUCUACGCCAUACACAAAGCUUCAACAAUGCCAAACACUUUGAAAACUCUGCUGUUAAGUCUUGCUUGCUCGGAUGUUGCUGUUGGUUUGUUUAGUCAACCACUAUACACUUUCUUUCUCAUCAACUGGCUUCGACUACACAAUCCUGGCUGUAACACUCAACAAGUGCGGACGAUCUUCAGUGGUAUAUUUUCAGCUGCCUCGUUCCUUGGUGUUGUGGCUGUAAGUAUAGACAGGUUCUUAGCCGUUCAUCUUCAUCUCAGAUACCAGGAGCUUGUGACUCCCGUGCGUGUUCUUGUUUUGCUGAUCAGCAUAUGGCUGUACAGUGCAUUUGUUACUUUGAUGAAAUUGUGGGGGCAUUUUAAUGCUCAGGAUCUUAUAAGUGCAAUUACGGCUGCUUUUGGUUUUAUCAUCACCCUCAUGGUGUACAUCAGGAUAUAUUUAACUGUACAACGGCACAAGAAUGAGAUUCAGUCCAUGCAAAUACGGAACGAAGCUCAGUCUGAGGAGAUAAAAAACUUUAUUCUCCUCACUAGAUCCACAGUUAGCAUAUUCUACGUAUAUCUCGUGUUUUUAAUUUGUUAUUUGCCCUACUUCAUUUGCAUGGCUGUUAUUCGAAUCUAUGGCUCGAGUAUCGUUUUAAAAAAAUUGUAUCUUUUCUCAUUGACUCUCAUGUAUCUCAAUUCAUCUUUGAACCCUAUAAUUUACUGCUGGAAGAUGAGACAAAUUCGACACGCUAUCAUGGACAUACUACGAAAGAUGUCUUGGCUGAGCAAUCGGCCAUUUCGGAUCCACUACAAUCGGUCAUCAGAUGUCGUCCAUAUUGAUAACUGAUCCCCUCUGUGUGGCUUACAAAGACUGCGCGCAGUAAUUGUUUACGACAAAGUAAAUAGGGACAUACAGGAUCGUAUAAAAACUUAAUGAUAAGACCAGGCAGUCAGGUGAUUGCGUAGUUCCAAUUUUAAGUCCAAUAAGUCUCUAGUUUGGAAGGGAUGGGGCUAAUUUUAGGAAGAAAGCUGGUUUUGUCAUCGAUGAGUGGUGAAAUUGUAAUUGUGGAUGCAGAUGAAAGUGAGAGAGGAGACAUGACUUAUUCAUAUCAAGGUUUCCGUCGCUCUUAAUUUCAAAUCAGAAUUAUAACCAAUAACGGUGGUUUCGGACUCGAGCUUCGGAAAAGCCUCUUUUUCCCUCAUGUAAAUUUUUCCUAUCACUGCCAACUGUUUCGCCAAAUCCCCUUCUCUUAAACUAACAUUGACAAGUAAUUGACGUGCCAGCUUCAAAUAAAAAAAAGGAAACUUAUGUCAUCCAUCCUUCUGCCGCAAAACCAGAAUUUCCAAGUUACUCUGACUGUAAUAGUGGGAAAUGAACUUCUUCCUUUUUAAUAACCAGUCAACCCCUUGACUCCCCUUAAUGUGUAAUUUGAAAAAAUUCUCAAGCAAACAGGUAAUAAAAAUGACAGAGAUGAUCAAUUUGGGGACAUGGUAUUGAUAGUAAGAUUCUCAGGACUAAACAACAAAUAAAUGUAAGGUAUGAUCAUGAGUGAAGGGAAUAAACUUGCACGUCUUUCAUUAUGUUAAUAGUUGCAAACUCUAAAUGAUCCUACGAUAAACAGAGUAAGGUCAUAUUGAGAGUGCCACGUUUUGCCCUCCAGAAGAAAAACAAACAGGAGCUAGUAUUUGCAAGGGAAGAAAAAUCGAUCUUAAUUAUUGGCUAAUGAGCGGAUGGAAAACGAAAAUGGAUUGAUCAAUAUCCAUGAAAAUUAAACAAAUAACAUAAAGCAUCGAGUUUGUGUAAACACUUUUGAGGUAAAAACUUAGUCGAAGGAGAAUGCUGCAUAUGAAAACGAAAACAGAGGUGGCUUUAGUGUUAUUGAUUAGCCCGCACAUUGCAGGUGGUUCUUGAUAAUAACGGGAGUUUUGAGAACUUAAAAUUAAUUAAGUUUUGUUUACUUAUUAUUUCCUUUGUUUAGAUGCAAAUAACUGAUAGGUUUUGGAAUCAAUUUGAGAAUUCUUUACAAUUUCUAGACAGCUUAACGGAUCAAAAGUUUAUUUAUACAGAUUAUGGACGGCUUAAAUUUCGGGCAUAUCUUAAAUAAUUACGUGGCAAUUUGAAUAUGCCUUACAAAAUGUCGGAGAAUAUUUCUAAAAGCCUCGAUUUCUCCUGGUUUUCACGGGCAACAGACUGGGAUCAGUCGCCACCAAGAGAAGGGGGGGGACUAAAGAAACUUGCCGUGGAGAAUUUUUGCAACAGUGUCGAUUUCUCGUGGUUUUCGGGGGUAAACAGGAGGUGGGUGAUCAGUCGUCGCCAACAGAGUAUGAAUAAAGAUUAUUAUUAGGAAAUGAAAUGACAUUAUUAUUAUUAAAAACUGACACGCUAACAAGGAGGAAGGGUGUAAUACGAAUAUUACAGUCUUAUAGGGGAUAUUGUUGUUUUUAUCUUGACACAACCAAAAUCCUCCUUAGGAAAUGAAUAAAACAUUACAAAGUCUUCAAGAUGAUAACAAUGCAUUCUGAACAGUAAGCAAUGUUUGGUUUAGUUACCUUAACCGGUAAUAAGUUAUGGAAAUUUUGGUAUCAUCGAUUUUCUAAUACUGACCUCGCUUUUCCGAAUGAGUUUUUGCAGUAAUCGUUGCUUUUAGAAGUAAAUGCGUAUAAUCGGAGUUUAUACAGCAGAAAGCCAUUAAAAAUAGUUCAUCUGUCAUUUAUUCUCCCAAGAGGCUGGUCAUUAUUUAUCACAUGUGGUGGGAAGGGGGGCGGGGGGCAUUAGAGGAUCUUCGUCGAGUCACAACAAUGUUUACAAAGCCCCCCCUCCCCUCCAUAAGAUUCUCUAUGAUUCCUACGACACCUCCCGCCCUUGUUGAUAGUUAAUUGGUAGUCAAUUUAUUAUAGUCCCCUAUUAAUAUUCUGUUGGCGACGACUGAACCGCCCCUCCGCUUUUCGUUAACCCUUUAACUCCCAAGAUCUGAUUGUUAAUUCUCCCCUCUACCUGCUACACAUUUCCUUGUAAAUAAUUUACAAUAAUUUAACGUUAGAUCAAGGUAACAACUUCUAUCUGAUUAGUUUAAGUAUUCUCAUGACCUAUUCGCUGGAUAAUGUAUGGAUAUUUUAGAGAGAAAUUAGUUUUAAAUCAUUCGUGGGAGUUAAAAGGUUAAAGCCAAGAGAAAUCGACCUUGUAACAAAUAAUCUCCGAGAUUUUGAAAGACAUCUUCAAACUAUUACAUAAUCUUCAUGGUAAGCCCGAAAUUUGAGCCAUCGAUUAUCUCUCAACAAGAGCUUUCAAGCACUUUCAUUACGAGACUAACUUUUUGGCUACAUUUAACAUAACUGACCCAUUAACUUGUCUAGAAAUUGGAAAGAAUUGUUAAAUUAUUUCAAAAACCUAUUUGUUAUUGCGUCUAAGCGAAAGGAGAUUUGGAGGAAAAACACACUUAAUUUUAAGCUCGUAAACUCCCGCUCAGCUUGUAUUAUGAAACAUCUGCGGACUAAUCAAAUCAAUAAUUUUACAGCCACCUCUGUGCUUCUCGCUGUUUGUUUAGUUUCAAGUAUAUCGAUCGAUCUAUUUUCGUUUUCCAUCCACUCAAUUGCCAGUGAUAAACAACAAUUUUUCUUCGCUCUCAAAUACUUGCUCCUGGUUUCUUCUCAUCCUGAGGAAAAAACAUGACGCCCCAAAUGUGACGCUAUACCAUUUCACGGAGGAGUCAUUUCAAGCUUUUAACUUCUAAUGAAAGAGCUGGAAGUUUAUUCCCUUCACUCACGAUCAUAACAUAUUUAUUUGUUGUUUAUUCGUGACCAUCUUAAUAUCAAUACCAUGUCCCUAAAUUGAUCAUCUUUGUCAUUCUCAUCAUCUGCUUGCUUUAAACUUUCUUUAAAUUACACAUUAAUGGGGAAGUUAAGGAGUUGACUGUUUAUUAAUAUGAGCACCGUAUACUACUCCAACACGCUAUAUUUAGCCACUUAAAUUAUGUGCACCUAAAUCUUCCUUCAAGUUAUUAUAAACCAAGAAAGAACUAUAUCUCGAGCAGCAUGGUCAGGCGAGAAGUGAGCUGUCGCAAUAAAAUUCAAUCAUUUAAGAUAAAAGUUAUAUGCUAUAUCAUCGCGAAAAGUAAAUUAGGUAAAACGCUGUAAUUGCAUGAUCACAACCAGUUACUCAAAAGUUAUUUUCGUUUUGUUUUGUUUUUUCCUAUUUAAUAACGAUGAAAAAUGUUUCUAAUUGCAAAUAGUUCACAUCGUUACGAUGAUGCUAGCAAUAAGCGUUGCCCUUCAAAGUGAAAAGAGGUAAAUUGAAAGAAAAAUACUGCAGGAUCUCUGCUUGCAAAAGCGUCAUCCACUCAUCAAAAUUAGUGCAAACAGAAGCUUUAUAACUCUGAGCCCGUAAGAGUUUCUUCUCCUUAAGGUAAGAACAAUUUUCUCCGCGGACCUUAUCUCACUCCUUCUUAGGGUAAUGCUUCUUUGGAAAAAAUUGAUUAUAUUAAUAAUAAAAACUCGCUUUUUCAUGAGUUAAGGCAGCUUUUUUGAAGAUGGUUCAAGGGAAUUCCCCUCUUAUCAGCAUAUAGCUCAAUGAAAAAUGACUUAUCAAAGUUUUGAGCCAUGUACUGUCAUGAGCCUGAACAGUUUCGGUAUAUUUUAACCUCCUUAGAAUAGAUAAUCAGGCCGAGGAAAGAGGCAAUGAAGCUCGUUUGAUUUGGAAAUCAGCUAAAACACAUUGAUAACCAAACCAGUCUUCCUAUUUAAUGGGCCUCUUUCAUUCCACUUGUAAGAAUUUGAUGUAAAGUGUAUUUAAAAUUCGAAAUGAUUUGCUUGCUGAGUCAUAUCACUAAGUUUGUCUACAAUGUUCUUUCUCCUUAUUUCCUUUGUCGUAAACAAACCUGGCACAGUCCUUGUUAGACACACAGAGCGGAUUAGUUGAAUAACAUGUCCGGUCCCAGUAAAGGAGGAAAAGGUUUGGGCAAAGGAGGUGUGAAACGUCACAGAAAAAUCCUACGAGACAACACCCAGGAUAUAACCAAGCCGGCCAUAGGACGUUUGGCUAGAAGAGUUGGUGUGGAGCGCAUGACGGUGACUGCCAUGGACGUUGAAUAUGCGUUGAAACGACAAGGACGUACGCGGUAUAGCUUUAGAGGCCGAAUAAUGAGGAACUGGCACGACGGAGAAACUUUAGAGUUAGCAAGCAUAUAGAAGGGAAGACUGAAAUUUUUAUGAUAGCCUCCAGGAGGACUACAAGCUAUCAAUUAUGUUUUUGUUUUGCGUACAUUAUUCAUUUUCUCGUUUGAAAUUAAAACAAUGUACUAUGUAAUGUCUUCAUUAUUUCCCCAAGUGAUACCAGCUUACUUUCGUCUCUUUUGUGUCUGUGUUUUUUUUUUCGCUGUAGCACGACUAAAUGUUGUGCAAAUAAUGCACAGAGAAUUAAAUUGCCUCUUUCGUUUGUCCAUGUUCAGUUUACCGCGCCUCAUCUGUAUCUAUGGGGGGACUAAGGCGAGGUUGGUGUGGUGUUCGUCUUUGAAGUGCAAAUUGGAAAGAGUGAACCUCAGGGAACCAUGUUUACAAAAUUCAAACACAAAUUUUGGAAUAAAGAAGGUUUCAAUUGCGUGUCGAAAGAACAAAACCAGUCUAAUCCACAUGGGCAAUCGGAACAGUGGUUCACAUCACAAAUAGCGAAUGAGAACCCGAAACAAGAACAGGCGGACAGUAAAAAGAACGGAAUAACCCGACUGAUGCUUUUUGCGACAUUCACUCUGACGAAAAGCUAACAGUUGAAACAUCAGUUCUAGAAACUCUCCUCAGUGUCUAACUUACAUUAUCAACUCAGAUAAAAGUCAAAUUGUCUCGUAAUACCCCCCCACCGAAGUAGCCUACAGAGCAGGCGUGAUUUUGGCGAACGAGUGUUCAGUAUUUUCUUAACGAAAAUUAUGGCCGCGAUCGUUGAUUUUAAUGGCAGCGGAAGGCUGGAGAGAGAAAGAAAUUUAUACUAAGGGAGCGGCUGACGGACAAAAAUAGGGAGAAGGGUAGGGUGGGGGAGUGAUCGUUACGCCUGUUGCGGAGUUCCGGAUUGGUGCGAUUAAACUCCAGCCGUCAAUCGCAUGCUGUCAAUCAUUUGAGUGUAUUCUAGCUCUUGCUGGAGAAAUAGAAAGAUGACGAACUCUGAUCGUGAAGUUUUAGUUUCGAUUCCGCUCUCUAAGGAAGCAAUCAAGAGUUUUUCGGAAUUUGGUGGGUCUCGGAACAAAAAGAAGCAAUUGCUACACUGGUUUCUGGAAAAAACUGGUUUUGGGAAGAGCCUGAUAUUUCAACGGCUGGUUCCUAAAAAAGAAAUAAUGACGAGAAAACCUUCUACCGUAGUUAUCGUUUGUCCGCUUCAGGGUAUUGUUUAUGAUCAAAUGGAAGAAGCAUCUUCGAUGGGAUUGACGGCAGCUACGCUCACGGAUUGUUGUUUGGAGGAAAUUGAGUGCGGCAAAUAUAACCUCGUAUUUGCGUCGGCAGAGGAGGUUUUGGCGAACCCAUUUCUUUCCUUAAUGAAAAAAGCAGCCACACCGUUUCACUAGAAUAUGUGUGCAAUCAUUGUGUGCAAUCAAACGCAGUCAAACCAGAGGGGACAGAAAAUUCUCACCUCAUUCAAGAAAAUUUUGUUCGAAAAACAAGCGAGCUCGUCCGGAUUUACGCACCUCCAACAUGCUUCCAGAUUUCAAGUAUUCGUCAAACUCAAGUGACACUAACUUGGUGAUUCCUUUAUUUAGUUCCGGCUCAAUUUCUUCUUCUUUCUUCUCUCCAUUGUUUGGUGUGAAUGUUCUUCAUCAAUGUUUUCGUUUGGGAAUCCUUGGGAAUUCUCACAGUCACGUUUCUCGACUAAUUCAUGAACACGAUUUUUACACCAUCGUUUGGAAGAUCUUCCACUAUCAGUUGACUCAGCAUCUCGUUUUCCUGUACGGAAGAAGUAGAUGCUGUAUUCGCUGUGAUUUCGAAGGCGAGAGACUCUUUUGAUCGCUUGGGAGGAACUUUCCCCGACGGAGUCUUCUCAACCGGGGAGCUAACACGUACAGAUUUUAAUUUCCUCCGCAGUGGACUAGCUUUAUCUGGCGUGUUGAGAUUUCCUUUGCUAGUUUUAACUGGAGAAGACGUCGUUGCAGUCGCGUUCUCGACAAAGUAGUACCACUGGCCUAAAUUUCGAGUCCUACGGCCACAUGGUUUGCAAACACGAUUUGAAGAUCUCGAGCUAUCUUGCACCAAGGAAAAUUCAACUUGACGAAAAAUUUCGCUCAAAACAACCCCAAAGCACUCUUUCCGUUUCGAAGGUUUGAAAAUGCGUUUUGAUGAAGAGUGGCUUUGAUUAGGGAGAUUUCCCAAAUGAAUUUUGAGGAAAAGGAAACUUCGCAAAGCCUAUAGUUGUCACUCGCUCUAUUAUGGGACAUUACACAAAAUGUGUUUGUUUUUGCCGGAAGUCAUUGCCGAAGGUUUUUAAAGAAACUGAUUUUUAUUGGUUACCUGCCUAUUCCGGAAAUGCAAUGAAGCGCAACUAAUCAGGGGGUGUAUGGAAUUUUUAACAGCCUCUUCGGGCAGCUGCCUUUUCGCCCUUCCUCUGUCCCCUACCCCCACUGUCCACUUUAACUUCAAAUCAAACAUGGCCGUUCGGAUAAACGAUCGCGAUAACGCUAGCUCGCUCCAGUAAGACGCUUACACUUCAGGCUAUCACUGAAGUAGCAUCAUAGUUUCUUCGAAAGCGCACCCCCUUUGUUCGUUUGCAGUUUAGAUUUCUGCCAAAAAUUAACGGUUUUGCUCAAAUUCAGUAUCCUGCGAGCUAAUCUCAAAACCAGAUCCUACCGUUUCUAAACUGUAACUGAAAUGUAAGUUAGAAUCGCCUGGCCGUGAGAGGGUUUUGGUACGAGACUACCUCCAAGCAGAUUUUCUCUGCCCGUGGGAAGACUUGAGACGAAUCGGGGAGAGGUGUGCCAGAGGUCUGGCACCACUUGCAGACUUCUAGUUGAAUACCCUUUAAGGAAUGUAGAGAAUUGGCUGCCAUUGAACUGCUAAUGAGGCAGCUAAGAAUCAUAAGAAUAAUACAGAGGCUUAUGGGGGAGUCAGGUAAAUUUUAUCGUGACAACCAAAAUCCUCCGACCCUCAAUCCCCCCUUCCCCACCCGCUAAACACUGAUAAACACUGGUCAGUCCGUAACUAAGCCACCUAUUUUUUCAGAGUCUGUUUUAGAAUUAACGAACAUGAACGAGAAAUUAAACGAGCUAGACAAAUGAACUGUUACACGUAUUAAGCGAAUGGAGGUAAUCAAGAAAAACUCAUAAUUAAUUUAUUUCCUUUUGACUUCCCAUCUCAGCACCAGUCACAACCAUCUGUUGAGAUCUGAGGACUGUUUACUUGAACGUUGAAUAACGGAAGGUGCUAUCGUUGUUAUCUUCAGUAAGGCUUGUGAGAAGUUGGCUUGCUAAAUAUCGCAAACCAUUCACUAUUUGUCUGAAAUAGCGGCUUCUAGCGGAUAUCAUGAGCAAAUUGUUUUGUAACCAGUCUUCGAAGUUUUUUCCGAUAUUCACUGAACUUGAAGAUCUUCGUUCGACUUGUAUCGCCAACUGUGUCUUUAACAUUUUUCUUAGUUACACCGCCUUCAUGUUGAAUAUUGUGACAAUCUACGCCAUAUACAAAACUUCAACAAUGCCAAAAACUUUGAAAACUCUGCUGCUAAGUCUUGCCUGCUCGGAUGUUGCUGUUGGUUUAUUCAGUCAACCAUUAUACACUUUCUUUCUGAUCAACUGGCUUCGACUUGACAUUCCUGGCUGCAACACUCAACAAGUAUGGACGAUUUCAAGUAGAUUAUUUUCAGCUGCUUCUUUCCUUGGUGUUGUGGCUGUAAGUGUAGACAGGCUCUUCUUAGCCGUUCAUCUUCAUCUCAGAUACCAGGAGCUUGUGACUCACAUGCGUGUUGUUGCUGUGGUGGUCAGCAUAUGGGUGUACAGUGGAUUUUAUUCUUUGGUGAUAUUGUGGAGGCCUUUUAGUGCUUGGAACCUUAUAAGAAUAAUUACUGCUGCUUUCGGUUUUAUUAUCACACUCGUGGUGUAUAUCAGGAUAUAUCAUACUGUACGACGGCACAAGAAUCAUAUCCAGUCCAUGCAAAUACGAGACGAAGCUCAGUCUGAGGAGAUGAAAAACUUAACAGUUCUCAUUAAAUCCACAGUUGGAAUAUUCUACGUAUAUCUCGUGUUGUUAAUUUGUUAUUUGCCUAUUAACAUUUGCACUGCUGUUAUUCGCAUGUAUGGCUCGAGUAUCGCUUUGAAGAAACUUUUUCUUUACUCUUUGACUGUCAUGCAUCUAAAUUCAUCUUUGAACCCUGUAAUUUACUGCUGGAAGAUGAAGCGCAUUCGACGUGCUAUCAUAGACGUACUGCGA
Messenger RNA from Pocillopora meandrina, 16793 nucleotides. The record is from the annotation of a GenBank genome assembly. NCBI's taxonomy places the organism in Eukaryota, Metazoa, Cnidaria, Anthozoa, Scleractinia, Pocilloporidae.